AUGCCCGUGGGAGUGAUGGGCGCAUCGGUGGACGUCCCAGAGCGACCGCUUCUCAGGUCCCACAAGGCGCUCCCGCGGAGGGGCAUCGUGGUUCCUCAGAUCGACCUGGCCCAACCGGCCUCCCCAGAGUCAAAUGGCACAGUCACUGCGGCGCCGGUUCCUCCGUUGACUCCGCCCGGCGCAAACCAGGAAGAGAGCAUGGGAGAGGAACAGACGCCACGGAAGAUCAACUCAUCGCAUUCUGAGAACCAGUCCACAGGCAUCCUCACGCCGCGCCGGCCCUCCAAGCCUCCUACCCCCGACGUGACACCGCCGCGUACAACUUCUAUCAAGCGACCGAACCUCAAUCAUAGCGUGCACUUGUCGUCAUCGUCGCGCGCCGAAUCCUUCCAGACUGCCUGCGAGAGCAUCUCGUCCGAUGGAGAUAUGGAAACGCCUGUUCGAUCCAGAUCCCAGUCUGCGUCGCAGAAGGCCAAGAAAGGAGUGCCUUCGACCAACAGACAGAAUGCGCGGAAUGGUGUCAGUGCAAAACUGACGUAUACCAAAGUGACGCCACCCUCUGCUUCGCAGCCGCUUAGCGAGACGGAAUAUGAAACUGGGUUUGAGUCGUUCGACGGAGAGUGGACGUCCAACAAGGCCGAUACGUCUCCAACACCACUGGUGGUCGAUAAACGCAAGCCUUCAAAGUCCCGGAGUGUAUCAAACCACAAACCCACAAAGGCCGAUACAGACACGCUGGACGUGCUGCAUCUCGAUGAGUCUUUAAUGAGGGAAAAGAAUCUGCGCGACAGGGUUCAGAAAACGCAUCAAGUGGCUGAGAGUCCGUCGAUGGAACGAUUCCGCGAAGAUAUUGGUUGGCCCUCUUAUGAUGAACCCUCCCAUGUUGAAGAAACGGAGUCGCGCCGUUUAUCGGGAGUUUCUUCCACGUCCACAGUCGAGGCGAUGAUCAUCGAUUCUCCGAAAAGAGCCCACCGAUCGUUGCGACACACCGAGAAGAGAAGCUCUCUCCGUUCUGCAAGUUCUCCUAUCACUAGAUCAGAGCGUGCAUCCACAGUCUCAAAUCCCGAUUCGCAACAUCGUCUUGUUCACAAGGCCGCCCGCAUCUCGGAGCAGGAUCGCCGGAGCAUUUCAUCCGACGUCUCAUUCUCCACCAAGACGACCACCAGUGCACCUCCUAUCCCAGCUGAUAUCAUUCCCGUAGUGGUCAUCCCCGAGAGACGCUCUUCGCUCAAGUCUGGACCCAACAGCCACGUUUCGUCUAAACCUGGCUCCCAGCGAUCCAGUCAACGACCUCCACCGGUAUCAUCAGAUGGCUCGGUGAAUGUCCCGCGACAGCGGCCGCGGACCAUGUCUGAUUCCGUAUCUGCAAAGUCCCGAGACAUGGACUCGAGAGGACGUAUCGUUGGUCGACCCGUCAUCCCCCCGCGGAGCUCUUCGCUCUCGGCGCCGACAAGUCGUAACAACUCUCGCGCCACGUCGCUCACUUCGGAAAGCCUGCGGAGUCAUACUUUGGCCAUGGAUUUAGAGAUGCAAAAGCGCCGUGAUCAGCAGCCCGUUUCGCCGCCCCGCCAUAAUAUUCUGGGCCCCAAUGGCUAUGGCAAGAGUUUGUUGGAGCCUCCCAAUCUACCAGGAAUCAUGGUUAGCUCAACGGACGAUAUGGCCACCCUACGACCGCCGUCGUUACCGUACACACAAUGGUCGAUUCCAUCAUCUUCGCCGGGUCCCAUUGAAAUCCGAGAAGCCACCGCGGUUAGCCUUUUCGCGCACAACAAUCGGUCACUGCUGUUAGUUGAUCAACGGGUGCCGCAAGACCAACGCGGGUUUGCAAUGUUGGACCGAGGGUUGCCCUCUCGUGAGCCCAACCCUCAGACCCCAGACAACCCUAUUCCAACAAGAGAGAUAUUCGUGGAAUCCCCAUUGAAGAACCCUCGUCCACCACCCGAACCCCCGGUCUCCAAACCUCUCCCACCGCUCCCGACACAUGACAUGACGGCGGAUGAUACCAAAGACGGCCCCGGAGGCCUUGUUCGUCGGUGGAGUUCUGUUCGACGCACAUUGAGUACACGCCCUCGGUCGGAUUCAUUCAAUACCAUCACUCGAUCUCUCUCCAUGCGAUCGGCCAAGAACCGCAAAGCAGGAAUAGAAAUGGACAGUCGUCUGCACCCCUUCUGGCGCCCACGAGGAUUCUGGGACGACGUCCCCGGAUCCCCCAAGAAAGAGAAAUCCGCCAUUCAAACUACCGCAGAGCCAGGCUUCGUCAGCAACUCACUGGGCCUCCCACAACAACGGCUCAUCUUCGAGGGUCCUCCUGCCCUGAAUCGCCGCAGCCCCGAAAUGAGGAGCUUCUUCAGUGGACUCUCUUCCUCCACACGGUACCACGCCAGCCGUGGCAGUCUCGUCGACAACGGUGGUAUUUUGCGUACUGGAUCGCCGCUAUAUCAGAAUCGUUACCGCGCCUUGUCUCGUUGGGGCAUGCGCUGGCGAUCAUUGUCGCUUCGUAACGUGCGCGCUCGGAUUCGAAGAGUCCGUCAGCGUCGUGACGAGCGGAAACGAGCUGCACGUCGGGAAACGCUGAAGCAGAGUAUCGGCGGCCCCGUGUAUGUGGUGUCUAGCGCGACCAAUGGGGUCGUGCGGUGA
Molecule: messenger RNA, 2637 nt
Organism: Penicillium cataractarum
Lineage: Eukaryota; Fungi; Ascomycota; Eurotiomycetes; Eurotiales; Aspergillaceae
Exons: 1
Coding region: 1-2637 (878 amino acids)
Source: RefSeq, a predicted model, not a curated record